AUUUCUGUCUUGGUGGCAGUGCACUCCCUGGGGUUAGUGGACUUUGGUAGAGAUGUGUGACGGCUAGUCUUGGUUGUCAACUUGACUACAUCUGAAAUUAAAUUAAACCCAAAUGUAGGACAUACCUGUGAGGGGAUUUUGCUUAAUUUGUUGUGGCAAUGCUCACUUCCAAGCCAGAUAUUUAAAGUGGGAAGAUGCGUCUUUAAUACAGGUAUAUUGAGGAAGGAAGCCCUGACUCUAAUCUAAGCCACACCUUCUGCUGAAAGCCUAUAUAAAGUCAUGGAAGAAGGAAGUUUUGAUCUUUGACUCCUUUGUUUCGCCUCACUAAUAAGUCCAUACCUUCACGGCAUUACAGCCUCCUUCUUCAGGAUUCCUGCAUAUACUGAAGACAAGCUGAAACAUCCAGCCUUGGGGACUGAGCAGCAUCUGGAGUCUUCAGCCUUUCGUUCCUAGGCAGUCACUGUUGGACAAGCUGAGCCACAGCCUAGGGGAAAGGCUUCAUCAUGUCUGUGGUUGAGUACCUCUGGGACACAUGGAGCAAAGUGGCCCUGCAGCUCCUGCCAACUAAAGAUGGAUUCGGAAAACAACUUGUGAAAAGAGCUGGUUUGUCCAGUUUCUCUCCAUUUAAUUUGAUGUUGGCUGUUGGCUUGUUGUUUAUUGUUUAUGUUAUAUUUAGAAAAGUGAAAGAUGCCUCACGUGAGAAGGAAAGGUUUCUGGAAGUUUAUCCUCAGAUGAAACGGGAGCUUGAGGAGAGCAUCAGGAUUCUCAAUGCCCAUGCAGACAAGAUUGACAAGAUUCACAAGGGCUGCACCAUCACACAAGUGGUGGCCAAGUCCACCGGUGCUGUGUCUGGGGUCCUGACAAUUCUUGGUUUCGCUCUGGCACCUGUGACAGCAGGAGCCAGUCUGGGACUUUCAGCCACAGGUAUGGGACUUGGGGCAGCAGCGGCUGUGACAAGUUUUUCCACAAACCUUGUGGAAAAGGUAAGCACAGCGUCAGUAGAAGCUGAAGCCAGACAGCUUCUGUCAAGAAGCAACGACACUGAGAACGACAUUAAAAGCAACGACACUAAGGACAUUACAGAAUCUUUGGAAAAUAUUACCACCAGGCUUGUUUCUGUAUCUAAGAAAUUUGUUAAGAAUGUGGAUGACAUAAAGAAGAACAUGGAUGCCAUCAAGCUGACCAAAGAAAACCCUCAGCUGAAAAAUAAUGCCAAGCGUCUAAUGACCACAGGAAGGCUGUCAGCCAAAAGCACUGAACAGGUGGAGAAAGCCUUUGGAGGCACUGUUCUGACAAUGACCAAAAAGGACCGGAUCAUGAAGGCAGCCACUGCAAGUCGCUCCCUAGCGCUAGAUAUAAUCAGCAUCAUAGAAGACACAAAGCAUUUGCAGGAGGGUGCGAAGGCAGAGUCAGCUGAAAAGCUGAGGCAGAAGGCUAAGGACCUGGAGCAGAAGUUGCAGGAGCUCAUCCGGGUGCAUGACAGCCUGAUUCAGUGACCCCUUCUUCAGUGCAGCUCAGAGGACUGGGGGUGGGGUGUGCUGGACAGAGCCAUGGACACUUGAUGGCUCUGAAUGUAUCCCCUUUAUACCAAUGCCAUAACAGUGAUAGUGUCUGCUGGAGGAGAGGCCACAUUAAGAGAAAGGAAACCAGAACACAGAACACAGAUGGGACAGGCUUGUUCCUCUCACUAGACUCUACCUCCCUCUUAGAUUUAACAACCUCCAACAUCCCACACAAGGACCAUGGUCCCAAGCUGGGGAGCACACCCAAGGCCUGACUAAGCCACAGCAUGGCUGCUCCCCAGUCACACCCCCCACACUGCUCCUAACAGAGGUUCACCAUCCUCAAGUCCACCAAGCUGCCAACUUUCCCACUGCUUUCUGAUUGCUUGCAUCAGAUUUCUCCUCCUUCCUAGUUCUGCCUCAUUCUGUUUUUUUUUCCAAUUAUUUCCCAAUCUUACUAUCAGACUUUGGGUGUGAACCC
Molecule: messenger RNA, 1983 nt
Organism: Myodes glareolus (Bank vole)
Lineage: Eukaryota; Metazoa; Chordata; Mammalia; Rodentia; Cricetidae
Source: RefSeq, a predicted model, not a curated record